Messenger RNA from Dermatophagoides farinae (American house dust mite), 3119 nucleotides. It is a transcript of the gene psidin, whose product is annotated as phagocyte signaling impaired. Lineage: Eukaryota; Metazoa; Arthropoda; Arachnida; Sarcoptiformes; Pyroglyphidae. Gene Ontology annotation, cellular component: cytoplasm; NatB complex. The record is from RefSeq and is a predicted model, not a curated record. Gene Ontology annotation, molecular function: protein binding. Gene Ontology annotation, biological process: N-terminal peptidyl-methionine acetylation.
GUCAAACAAUAUCAACCACAACAACAACCAGCAGAAAAUGAUCGAAAACUUCGUCCAGUGUUUGAAUAUCUUGAUAAUGGUAGCUAUAAAAAAGCAUUACAAGAAAUUGAUAAAUUAUUAAAGAAAAAUCGUAAUCAACAAUAUGUACGUGCAUUAAAAUCAUUAACAUUAGUUCGGCUUCAUCGUAGAAAAGAAUCAAUGGAAAUUCUUAAUGAAUUACAUGCUGAAAUGCCGGCCGAUGAAAUGAUAUUGCAGACAAUGUCAAUGUGUUAUCGUGAAAUACAACGAAAUGAUUUGAUAACAACAUUAUAUGAGAAUGCAUUGAAAAAAGAUUCAACAAAUGAAAAACUUUUUGCUCAUCUAUUCAUGUCAUAUGUACGAAUGAAUGAUUAUAAAAAACAACAAAUAACCGCAUUGAAUCUAUAUAAAGUGCAUCAAAAAAAUCCUUAUUAUUUUUGGGCAAUAAUGAGUAUCUACAUGCAAGCUAUGUCAGCUGAUGAUGAAACAAUGGCCAAUAAGAUUAUUUUACCAUUGGCAGAAAAAAUGUGUGAAAAAUUCUAUAAAGAAAAUCGUUUUGAAUCCGAUUCAGAAUAUGACCUUUAUCUUAUGGUGUUGGAAGCGCAGAAAAAUUAUUCAAGAAUGAUCACCAUAAUGGAAGAACGAGAAAUGAAACGAAAAAUUAAUAAAAAAUCUACUGAUCAUUUUAAUUAUCAACUAGAACAGAAAGCGAAAUUAUUACGAAAUGAAUCACGUUUAAUUGAAUGUUUUGAUUGUUAUGAACGUUUAAUAAACGAUAAUAAUGAUCAAUAUGAAUAUUAUAUUGAUGCAUUUACAUUGGCCUUACAAUUGGAUGAUCAACAACGUGAUUCGAAUUCGAAUACAGAAUCAUUACAUAUGGUUCGUUUAUUGAAAUUAAUGCAACAGAUGUGUAUUGAAGGUAAAACUAGUGUAUGGAAAAUGUAUGAUGAAGAUAAACAACAAUCGAAUGAUUCAUUACAUAAAAUGGUCACUGAACGUUGUCCACGUAGUCCAUUUAUAGCAAGAAUUAUUAUAUUCAGUAAACUUUUGAAUGAUAACCAAGAUAAUCAUCCAUUGUUUCAACAUUAUAUUCAAGAAAAUCCAUUGAUCAAUCCUAUUGAUUUAUGUGUAGAAUAUUUUGAAAAUUUUGGUUCCAAAUAUGUAUGCAUCAAAGAUUUAAUAUUCAUUCUGAAAAAUAUCAAAAUGGAACGAAAUAAAAUUAACGAACUAUUGAUGCGAAUGAAAUUUCUGGUAACAAAACUUAAUGAUGAUGAUCAUCAUCAUCUUGUGUCGGAUAAGAAUUUAAACAUGAGCUUAUGUUAUAAUUAUAUUGAACAUUAUUGUCAAGAAAAAUUCAUUGAAAAUAUUAAUGAUCGUCGUCGUGAUGUUGAUAAUUUCAUCAAUAAUAACUAUGAACAACAACAUUUUACCAAUAAUUCAUCAUUAAUCUAUUUGAUUGUAUUGAAAACAUUGGCCAAUACCGAUAUUUAUCAAACGAACAUUGAUGAUGAUGAUCAUCAUCAAUGUUUAAGUCAAACAAUAUUUGAUUUAAUUAUUAUUAUUGAAUCAUAUUUAUUACAAAAUCGAAAUGAUUUUUAUGCCAAAUUAAUAUUGGUAUGCCUUUAUAAUGCAAUCGGUGCUGCCUUUUCUAGUCUUAAUUUAUAUGAAUUAAUGGAAAUUAAAUUGAUUCAGAAUGAAACACUUGGUUAUCAUUUUUUUCCAUCAUCAUUACAUUGUGCAUUGUUUCAAAAGGCUCAACAAUUUCUUAAUUCUAGUUACAAAUUUUAUAGUUAUAAUUUUAAAGAGGCAUCUGAUUCGAUACUUACAUGCUAUAAAAAUGGUUGCUUUGCCAAGAUUGAAGAGAUUUUAAAUUUCAAUUCAAAAUUAAAGAAUUCAAUCUGUUAUCAUUUAACGUUUGUGGAAAGAUUUUUCAAUGAUUUACUUUUAGAUUGUAAAAGUGAAAAUUCUUUUAGUCAAUUUGCUUAUAUUCUUUUUUUGGAAAUUUUUCGUUCCAAAGAUUUUGUUAUUGAUAUCAUGAAAAUUUGUGAUAAUCGUGAUUUAAAAAUUCUAAAUCCAUAUCAUUAUCAGAUGGAUUUAUAUGUGGAAAAUGUAUUGAAAAAAACAACACUUGAACAGGAAAAACAAUGGUUAUUGUAUCGAUAUAAUGUAUUGAAAAUGAUUGCACUUGGACAUUUUCUUUCGAAAAAAUUAUGGUCCGAUGAUUGUGUACUAAUGAAUAAUAAUACUAAUAAAGAAUCGAGUGAAAUAACAAAUCACGUUAAUCAUGAUGAUGAUGAUAAUCAAACGGAUUUUGAUCAUCUGAAUGUUGAAAUGUUUGAAAAUUUACUUGAAAAUUCUGCAAAACAAUAUGAAUAUUGUAUGGCUGAAAUUCAACAUGAUUUAAAAUAUUGUAUCGAAGGUCCACAGCCAUCAAGAUUGAUAACAUUUUUUGCCAGCCAAUUUCCACAACUUAUUCAACAUUUUUCGAAUGGAUUACUCCAGAUGUUUCGAUUCAAUUCUGGAUCAUUUGAUUAUAAUGAAAAAAAUUCUCCGAUUCAUGAUGAAAAUUUGUUCAACAAAUUGUCUAAAGAAAUUGACACUGUUAUCGAUGAAUGGAAAUGUAAUCAAACAAUGAAAGGUGCAUAUAAAUUAUUCGGUCGAAUAAGCGUAUGGAUAGAUGUGUUAAAUAUUGCCGUAUCAUUGUUUUCAUUAAUCAUCGAUGGUCAACGACGAUUGAAUAAAAUGAUGAAAAAAUUAAAAAAACGAUUGGAUGUGAAAAAAUUUCAAGAUGUUGAACAAUUUUCCAAUACAUUUGCAAUGGCCAUUACAUCGAUGCAUAUGAAUAUUGAUGGCUAUUUUAAAUCAAUUAUAACCAUUAUACAAGAAGUGGAAAUCAUACCAAUGGUCGAUUCAUAUGAAUAUAAAUUUUCAGAAAAAUUCAAUAUUUCCGAUACCGUUAUCGAUUCUGUACGAACAAAUGUACGAACAAGCUAUGAAAAAUCAUUAUCCGAAAUGUUACAAAUUCUGCAAAUGAAACAAAAAUAUUUAUCCUCUUCAAUGAAUCCUUCUCAAUGAUGAUGAUAACAAUGUUUAUUCUGAAA